Exophiala xenobiotica is the source of this 4226-nucleotide messenger RNA. RefSeq lists its product as uncharacterized. Gene Ontology annotation, molecular function: transcription coregulator activity. Gene Ontology annotation, cellular component: core mediator complex; mediator complex. Gene Ontology annotation, biological process: regulation of transcription by RNA polymerase II. The transcript has a single exon. Bases 479 to 3919 code for a protein of 1146 amino acids. Lineage: Eukaryota; Fungi; Ascomycota; Eurotiomycetes; Chaetothyriales; Herpotrichiellaceae. The record is from RefSeq and is a predicted model, not a curated record.
UGUCAUUCAUCACAACCGCAAUCAAUCCCUUCACAAUUCACACCACUUCGAAACACAAUACUAUCACCAUCUUCCGCAGUCUAUUGUCUCUCGCACCAACAUCGAGUUGUUUGCCGCUUUCAUUUUUCGAUCCACGUUUGCCGUGCCACUUAAUACUUUUCUCCCCAUCUCCGCAAACGGCCCAGUGACCCAGCCGCAGUCUUCGAUUCUUCACCUGUUAUUCCCUGCCGCCUUCUUUUCUACGAAGCUGGCUUCUGACGACUCCUACCCUACGUCUCUCACUGUUCUCACCUAGUCUGCGACUCAAAAACGGCAUCAAUCUGUUCGCCAUCUGCAACACUCGAUUCUUUUAGAACGGCCUAGAUCGUUGAAGAGGAGGUACAAGGGGUCAACAAAUUUGACAUUAUUGCGUCGGCCGCAAGAGCGCGCUUCAUAGUGUGCCGGCCAUGCAGUAUCUGAUGGUACAAGCCGUGUCAACAUGAACGGGGAUAGGCCCACAGUCAAUGGGGAGCGCAUUCUCAAUGGCGUUCAACACGACGUCUCAAACUCAGCCUCACACAUUGGACAAACAAAACAGGUGCAAGAUGUCAAACCUCUUCCGGCUCCAGUGAAGAAUGGCUCUUCCAUUCCAGUCAACGGUCAGCAUGGCGCAAGUCAAAUUCCAAAUGGCGACCACCCCCGUAGUGUCGCAAAUGGCUUUGAACAAGCGCCUCCGGAAAUUCUGGACCUGGUACCGAAGGACAGCUACUUGCCGAUGGCUGCGCUCAUCAGUAGAGCCUCUCAAACGUGUUGGAAUGGCUUGGCCAGUAUGGUGGAACAGCUGGCAACGAUGCAAGUCCCCGAACUUCCUCUAGAUCAGACAAAGACUUUGCCCAACAACCUGCCGAAUAAUCAGACCAAGGCAAAUUUGGACAAGAAAGAUCGCUUGCUGAGGUUCGCAAACGAUCAGAAGGCCGACUUCAUAAAAUUACUGGUCCUCUUGGAAUGGAGCAAAAAUGUGGAUGAUGUCAGCAAGACGAUUUCCAUCAACUUCUGGCUCAUGGAUCGCCGACGAGCAUACUGGAAUGCGAUCUCAUCAAUGGCCCUGCUCAAGCAAGACUCUGCCGGUUUCCAAGUGCCCAAUCCCGAUCUGAAAGUAGCAGCUGAGGUCCUAUCAAAAGGCAAGGUCGCCAAAUUUCCUACCUUGGAAGCCUAUCUCCCUCAAAAAGACCUCUCCGACAAACAAAUCUUACGACUACUGAGAUCACUAAAUCAAGCUUUGAGCGUCAGACUCGCGCUUGCCGACGAUUUACCACGACAACUUCGUAAAUUUCGCGUUCAUGACGGCCGUGCAACUUUCACAGUUCCUAAUGAAUUUGAGCUUGAUGUGUCCAUCCUGGACGAGAGUGUCGACGCGCAUUUCCGAAUGGUGGACUUUCGAUUCCGUUUUUCGCCUGCCCCUCCGAUCACGGAUGCCUUGCACGCAGAAAUCGAACGCCUUGCCAACUCCAACAUCGACCGGGAUGGGCUGCAUGGUUGUUAUCUAUUUCUUCACGAAUUGACCUUGUCCUACAAACUAGCUGAACUCCACAACCAAGCAAUCGACCUAUUCCGGAGUCAGUGGGCUGGCCAUCUUCGCGUGGAAAUGAUUCGCCGAAAUCUCAUAAUACAAUACUGGACGGAGAGGCCGUCUAGCAAGAGUUGGAUCGAAUUCGGCAUCGGUAGUGGUCGCGGCACCAACCAUGUAUCUGGACAAGAGCCAGUCCCUUGUCUCGAGAUCAAGUGGAUGCGGCAUGGCAAAAAGGUCGAUACGCUACUGUUGCGGCUGGAUGACUCAGUACUCUGCGUCGAGGAUAUUCUUCGUCAAGUCAUCGCACAACAUUCUACACAGCACCUCGAUUCUAUCUUCGAUAAGCUGGUUCUCACACCACUUUUCGCUAGUGGUGAACUACUAGUCGAGCAAGCUACCUCGGACGAAGACCCUGAGCAAUGUUCCCUGACGAUACAAUUGUCGCGAGGCUCACAUCUGCAGCUUAAAGUGGAUGCGGUAACAGGAAUGCUGGUAAUCAGCCCUGUCAGCGAACGGAGCGAGCGGUUGCAGUACGAAAUCAACCGUGUACAUAAUGUGGCCGAUGAAAUCGUGUCAAAAUUGCUCAACUUCCGAUGCAGUGUGAUGGAGGGCGUGGUCCUUGCAAGCAUUGCAGGCACGAGUUGGGAGACGUUGCGCGCUUUCAGACUCACUCAAGGCGAAAUCAAGACCAUGUACGGAGGACCGGUGGUACGAAUCAACCUAGUACGACAGAGUCAAUGGGGUUGGGGAUUCUUCUUAGCGAUAAUUCACGCGCACGACGGCGACCACUGGUGUCUAUCACAGCAGAUAGCCGUCAAUGGACUCAAUCCCCAUGCGCAAUUCCAGGUUUUGCGCACACAGAAGAUCCAUGUCAAGGAAGAGUUAUCUCCUGCAUAUUUCGAAAGGCUUGCGGACUAUGCGAACGGUUUGAUCUCUCUCCAGCGCAACGCCGACUUCGUGCGCGAGAAAGGAGAGAAAUUGGAACUGGCUCCGUUUCCGGCCUUCGACAAGCACUAUGUUCUGCCGGAGUUGUCUUUUGAGCUGGAUAUGUCCAAGCCGGCUUUUGCUGGUCAGCGGCAUCCUUCGCCAGGUAUGGCAAAAUCCAUAUCCGGGAGUGUGGAUGCUACUGCCGUGCAUAAAACCAUCAAAGUUCGCUUUGGCGGAAUAGACAGGGCCACCGGUCGAGUCUUGACAAUUGCGCAAGUCCAGAAUGGAGCGAGUCAGCGUGUCCUCAAACAUUUGGACAAGUCGAUGUUGGAUGGCGAUGUCACACUUGAUUCGCAGCAUGGCACGUUGACGAUUCGUGUACAGAGCUCAAUAUCCGAACCAGCAAUUUCCGCCAUUGUGGACAAAGCUAUGGACCUUGAGAAGAGUCUGGCCACCAUGGAACAGAUCUACCGUCUCCCAGGCCUCAAAUUGAAGACCAUGUCGAAUCCCUCCUUCACGAUCACUUAUCAGCACGAUGGACCGAAAGAACUCGGUGUCAAUAUCAACCUGGGCGUGGGAUCGCAAAUACCUCGGAUCGACUUCUUCCCGCGCGAAGUCAAUCCGCAUAUUCACCUCGCUUCGCAGUAUACGAGACUAUUUCAGGCACCGCAUGUUCCCUUCGCAGCCAAGGUCGGAGACUUCCUAACCUCCUUAAUACUGACCCUCCCAUUGACAACCUUUUUGCAAACCCUCCAACGAAAUCUUGGGCUCAACGCAAGACCUCAGCAGCCAGAUACGCGUAACCCAGAAUCAGGUGUCCGGGUACAUGUCCUUGUCAGGAAUGCCACGGCGUUCGCAGUCCAAUACUUUACCACAGCAGCCCGAGUUCCUCAAGAUGUUGGACCGAAUUCGCAACCGCAUCUGCUGGCAAGACUUGAAAUUGUGCAACACAUUAACUCAUCAGACAAGCCAAUGUGGCUGGUGCGGGCUGCGCUUGAGGAUUUCCAGUCCUACACAAGACCGUCGUACACUACUCCAGCCUUGCGGGCCAAAUUGCGGCAAGAAAUAUUUGCUCGGUCAGAGAAUGAGUCGAAGUGGCUUGCUCUCGACAACGCCGCGGCGUGCAUGGCAGACCGGCCAGAAGCGCUGUUACAAUCAAUCCAUGAAGUGUUGUGCAAUUGGGCCAAACAGUCUACAGACUCAGACGCCGCGAGUACUCAAAGCAAUCAAACUCAAAACAAAGCUACGAAAGGACAAGACAACCUCCCCAACGGGAUGAAUAAGCCCAAAGCACCGGGGAAGUUGCAGAUGCCCGGCAACGCAAUGCCCAUCGGGCCUGUUAAACAGCAGCGGACUCCAAAUACUAAGGGUAGCAGACCCGUUGCGGCUACCAAAGGUUCGACGGGUACUGCCAGAAAUUCAGAGGUCAUUACGCUGGACUAGUGACCCAGCUUGUGUAUAAGGGAUGGGGAGUUUCAUAUUUCAUGAUUUUAGCUCACCGGAGAGCUUGUUGACUACGCAAAAUACCCUUAUGGACUGGGCUUUAAUGCAAACGGGAGGCAAGGAAGCUGAAUGUUGAUUGGCAUUAUGACAACCUGCCAAUUUUUGAAUGAAUAGAAGUUCUUGCAAGCCUGGUGUUGCUCGAGGAGCUAGAUACGACUCGAAUGAGAGUAGGAUAGCAAUCUGACCGGUGCUCAUCCUUUUCUUUUGCAUGCAGAUAGAGCGCAAGGCUGCUAGUCAGGCUGGUCAG